CUCGUAGACGUUAGGGCCGUCUAUAUUUCCGUCCUCUGCACUUCCUGCACUGCGAUUCUAGUCUUCUGCUGUACUGGUUAGAUCUGGACAGCGAAGCUUACUCCAGACACCCGCUCUUGGCUUCGUAGUCACCCCUUCCACGGAUGAUCUGGCUGCUGAUAUUCCCUUCGCCUUCGCAUCCCUUGUGACAUUGUCGAAGCGCUGAUGCACUAAUCCUCCUCUCUGUCUGCGCAUGGUUAUUGGGUGCUUCUGACCUUCAAAGCACACCCACAAUCAUCUGGACAUUCAUUCACACCCACAAUGAGCAUCCUGCUGCUGACUUCUAUCUAGAGUAGUUCCUUCUUUUUUAUCACUACGUGAACUUGCAACGGCAAGCGUCCGGCAUCCAUGGCCACGCGUCAGGGUCUCAAGCAUCUGGCAGCUGUCAGGCGCUCAGCUUCUCGUCGCCGAUCAGCAGCUCCGCUCUCGAAAGCGCUAGAAUCCCUGCACAGCAGGCCCGCUAGAUCUGAUGAAAACGGCCAUCUAUCUUCCGCUGCAUCGGCACAUUCACUGAAGGAUGAAUCCCUAGAUUCGGAAUCGACGAAUUUCAGUGGUCAGCAGCACGCUCCGGGGCCAGCAAUCCCGAUACCUGGUACCGUAGCUGUUGACGAGGCCAAGCCAUUGCCUGAUAAUGGUUUCUGGCCCGACCAUUUUUUUCCCGAAGCUCAUCAGCCUCUCGGAGCAGCCAAAUCCACGGGUUUCGGAAGCCCGCGUAUUUUAGGAGAUCAGGGGAGAGCGCUGUCCGGGCAAAAAUGUCUGCUUCCCGCGUCUGCAGCCGCCAUCCUUACUCCUGCCCGUGAAUCCGCAAUCUCCGGGAGACGUAAACAAGGCCGGACAGCCCUAGAUUUUCCUGGCAUCGGGGGUCAAUUUCAGUCAGGCGCUCUAGCUUCGGAGAUUGGAGCACGAGGGGGGGAUCUGGCUAGGUCGUCCGGGGAUUCCCUCUUUACAAGUACGGCUAUUCCGCUCAGAAACUUCAGUACAAACUCCGUCCGCUCUCGACGUCACUUAUCCACCUCCCCCAAAUCACCCUCGUCGCCCGGACAUGGGGGAUCCGCGGGUUCUGUGCGAUCCGAGUCUGAAGCAGCACCCGCUGCAUCGGCUGCAGCAGCAGGCGCUCCGGCGGAUUCUGGAUCGAAAGGACCGGCAACAGCAACAGCAACGGCAGCGCAAUCUGCUCCUGCAGGUUCGGGGACGCAGGGAGCCUCCGGAGCUGCUACUAGUGGGGAUCGUGCAGCGCGGAUUGCGGGCGAGGAGUUGGCUGAGGAGUGCGAUGAGGCUGUUGAGGAUCUUGGGGAGGUGCGAGCCCGCGUGAGAGCGACAAGAGAAGCCGUUAGCAAGGGCCGCGGGGUUAUCCGGGCGUCCAUGCUCCUCGUCCUCGCCGUGCUGUCGCGCACGUGGCAGCUGCUGCUGGCCGUGCCACGUGGCAUCUCCUCCGUGGCUGGCAUGUCCGCCGCAGACUGGUCCGGUACUUUCAAGGGUUGGUGGAAGGCGAUUAAGCACGGCGCGCACCACUACUGGGUGGGGUCUAAGCUCCUGUGGGCGGAUAUCCGGAUCAGCUCGCGCCUGAUGCUGAAAGCGGCGAAUGGGAAAGCGCUGACGAGGAGGGAGAGGCAGCAGCUGACUCGCACGUCCGCUGAUAUCUUCAGGCUCGUUCCCUUCGCCGUGUUUGUGAUUGUGCCGUUUCUGGAGUUCCUGCUUCCGCUGGCGCUAAGGCUGUUCCCGAACAUGCUGCCCUCGACUUUCCAGGACAAGAACAAGGAAGAGGAGAAGCUGAAGCGGCGGCUGCAAGCGCGGCUGGAGAUGGCGCGGUUCCUGCAGGGCACGGUGGGCGAGAUGGCCAAGGAGGUGAAGAGCCGGCGGUCGGGCGAGGUCAAACGCACCGCGGAGGAGCUGCAGAAGUUCAUGAAGAAGGUGAACACAGGAGGGCACGUCUCCAACGAGGAGAUCGUCGCCUUUGCAUCGCUGUUCAAUGAUGAGCUCACCCUUGAUAACAUGUCCAGGCCUCGCCUGGUGAGCAUGUGCAAGUACAUGGGGCUCCAGACGUUCGGCACGGAUGCCUAUCUGCGCUACAUCCUACGCGCUAAGCUCGCCUGGAUCAAGGAGGACGACAAGAUGAUUCAGAGUGAGGGUGUUGAGUCGCUGUCCGAGGCCGAGCUGAGGGCUGCUUGCAGGGAGAGGGGCAUGCUGGGGCUGCGUUCUGUGGAAGACAUGCGGAAACAGCUGCGGGACUGGUUGGACCUAGCGCUCAACCGCUCCGUCCCGUCAUCUCUUCUCAUUCUCUCAAGAGCCUUCCUGGUGGGCAGCAAGCGGCCGGAGGAGGCAGUGCAGGCGACGCUGUCUUCGCUGCCAGCGGAGGUGGUGCGCUCUGUGGGGGCCACGGUGCCCAGCGACGACGAGGCAGAGACGUCCGCGCGCCUGCUGAAGCUCAAGCUCAUCAAGGAGCAGGAGCGCCUCAUCGAGGAGGAGGCACAGGAGGCAGCACGGCUGCAGCUGGCAAGCGGCCGCGACCUUGCUAGAGAGGAGAUGCGCGAAGCCCUUCCCACCUCCGAGACUACCCCCGCAGCCACCACCACCACCGCUGCUGCGGCCACUCCUGGCGUGGUAGCAGGAGGAGCAGGGGCAGCGGGGGCAGAAGGGGUUGCUUUGGAAGGGGAGGAGGCGCGGGCGCUGGCAGAGAGGAAGGCCAUGGCGAAGAAGGACCAGCUGUGCGAGCUCAGCGCUGCACUCGCCGUGCUCGCCUCUAGCUCGUCUGUGGCUAAGGAGCGAGCUGACUUCCUACGCCUGGUCAACAAGGAGAUCGAGCUGUACAACAGCAUGGUGCAGCAGCACGGCACAGAGGGCGCGGAGGAGCUGAGGGUGGCGUAUGCUGCAGCGAGGGAGGCGAGUGAGAAGGAGGCCAGUGAGGCCGCUGCUUCUGAUGUGUCGGACGCUCUCAUCUCUAAGGUUGACUCCAUGCUGCACAAGCUAGAGAAGGAGCUAGACAGUGUGGACGCUAAGAUAGGCAAGCGACUUAAGACGCUUGACACUUCAACUCGUGGAUCAGCAGGGAAAACGAGCCUACUACUGCCUGCACAACUUCCAAUGGCGGGUGCAGCGCCUCACAGCUUAACGGCAACGAGCUUGCGGCCAGCUCGCAUUUCACAUCCUCAGACGCUUCAUAACACAAUGACAAAGAGCCUGAUUCUAGCACGCCUUUCUCAGCAGCAGCAGCAGCAACAGCGACAGCAGCAGCAGCCGCAGUCGCAGUGGUGGCUGUGGGAGUCACAGGAAGGCAGGUCCUUGCAUUUAGCAGCACGUCAAAACUGGCUAGGGAAUGAUAGUGUGGUGAAGACAAGGAACAGCACACAGCCCUUGACAUGCACCUGUGUCCGCCUGUUGUAUGCGUGUCAGAUGGCCAUGAGGCUUUGUGACUAUGACGGCAAGGUGAGCCCGGAGGAGGUGGGGGCGGCAGCGGUGCUGCUGAGGGACAGCCUGGGGCAGGAAGGGCUGGAGGAGCUCAUCAGCAACCUGGCCAAGGACGCUGAUGGCAAGAUCUUAGUGGAGGACAUCGUGAAGCUUGGAGCACAGGCGCAGGCCUCGAUGGACAGGGAUGACGAUGCAGACAGCAGUCACAGUGGCAUCAAGGGCAGCACUGCCGGCAGCACUGGCACCGCUUCAUCUGUGACCAAGUGACGAUGAAAGUUACCGUUGGAAGUGAUGCUGGAUAUGAUGUAACUGGUAUUGUAGGCAUGGGUGGAUAACAUGCGCACUUGGGUAUUUUAGGUGAUGAGGCACACGGGUAUGUAUGAAUGUGUACGAUGCCCUACAACUGACGCCCAAGUGGUACCGUAAUCUCCCGGCAUGAUGACCCUAGGUCUUAUGGAAAAUUCAUUGAAAAUCGUUUGGGUGGACAUUUUAAACGAUGGUAGUUAAUACCCAUGUGCAGCUAUUUAUU
Closterium sp. NIES-67 is the source of this 3973-nucleotide messenger RNA. The record is from the annotation of a GenBank genome assembly. Lineage: Eukaryota; Viridiplantae; Streptophyta; Zygnematophyceae; Desmidiales; Closteriaceae.